Messenger RNA from Thalassophryne amazonica, 2786 nucleotides. Its product is annotated as WW domain-containing adapter protein with coiled-coil-like. The record is from RefSeq and is a predicted model, not a curated record. Bases 285 to 1847 code for a protein of 520 amino acids. The transcript is spliced from 13 exons. Gene Ontology annotation, biological process: positive regulation of TORC1 signaling; regulation of autophagy. NCBI's taxonomy places the organism in Eukaryota, Metazoa, Chordata, Actinopteri, Batrachoidiformes, Batrachoididae. Gene Ontology annotation, cellular component: nucleus. Gene Ontology annotation, molecular function: RNA polymerase II complex binding; chromatin binding.
UGUGGUGGCGUCACGUUCUCUUCGCUUCCUCUUGCGCUUUCUGACGAGCUCCAUCAUCGUCCACAGCAGUGACCGUGACUAACCUGUCUGCUGAUGCACUGAGGGUGGUUUUUGCACAAACACCACCCGCGAUGCGGUGCCUGUGUUGGGUGCAAAGCUUGUAGCUCUCGGUUUGUUCGGGCAGACCGAGUGCAGCCGUCAGGAAGCUGAAGUAAAGGGCACCGUGAGGCAAACGGACAGGAGGCCACGGCUCCCCCUCACACACAUACAUCAGCACGGCCUUGAUGGUGAUGUAUGCAAGGAAACCAGCAAGAGUCAGCGAUGGGUGCAAUGACAGAAGGGAUUCACAAUCCUAUCAGACCCAUAAAUCCCAGCCAAAGAGCCAGUCCAGCGGCAUUCACCGUUAUGACAAGGUGCGUGAUGGCUCGUCGGAUCCCACACCUCCAUACAAGAUGCUGCGGCGUUCAGAUGAGAGUCCUGUUAGCAGACAAGGAGACAGCGGAGGAGAUAGCAAGCCAAAAGCCUCACACACUGUCAGAGGUAAAAAUGGGACCAGUGGCUCUCCUCAGGAGAACUCCCAAAACAACACAUCGCACCAUGGCUCCGACUCACAUGGGACUCAAAACAAACCUCCAGACAGGCACCAAGACCCAGCAGAUGACUGGACAGAACACAUCAGUUCUUCUGGGAAGAAGUACUACUACAACUGUAGAACAGAAGUUUCUCAGUGGGAGAAGCCCAAAGACCUGUUGGAGAGAGAACAACGGCAGAAAGACUCAGUCAAAAUGGCAGCAAAUAGUUUUCCCAGGGACAUGGACUACAGACAAGAGGCCUUGCAGGACAAAGCCACAUCAAAGACCACACCAGGGGACCAGUCCACAGCAUCCAACAGCGGCCAUUCCUCCUCCUCUUCUUCUCAGAGCAUGAAUUCUGCUCCCGUUGCUUUAGGAUCCACUCCUUCUACCAUAUCCUCAUCCUCAUCGGGGCAGGCUCCCCCAGCUGUUCAGUCCCAGUCAUCAGCACUGCUCCAGGACCCAGCCCUCCUGCAUCAGCUCCUCCCAGCACUGCAGGCAACUCUGCAGAUGAACAAUGGCAGUAUAGACAUGGCCAAGAUCAAUGAGGUCACUCAAGCUUCCUUGCAGUCUGUGCUUCACAAGUUACUCGCUGCUGGACCUGCUUUCAACAUCACUGCUCUUCUCUCAGCUGCUCAGCACUCCAACCAAGCAGCCCAACACUCCAGUCAGUCCCCUGUCUCUCUGACAUCGGAUGCCUCAUCACCACGGCCCUAUGUCUCUCCACGAAACGGCACACAACAAAGCAGCCAGAAAUCCCUUGGUGUUCAUCCUGGCACUAUGAGUUCUUCACAAACCAGGGGCAGUAUGUCUUUAGGGAAGCAAACACCAAUGCUCUUGUCUCACACUGCAGAAAAACGUCCCGAGGACCCCAGGGCUCUCCAUCCGAGAAGUCAAGAUCUUCUGUGCACGGGAUCAGGCCUAUCUGGUGCUGCUUUGUCUCACGUCUCUUCCAGCAGCACCAGCCAGUUCCAGACUGAGACCCCCGGCUCAUUCACCCCCACCUUGGCAACUCAUUUCAAUGAAACGCUCAUCAAACAUAUCCAAGGCUGGCCUUCAGAGAACACUGAAAAACAGGCGGCACGUUUGCGUGAGGACAUCCACAACAUGGGCAGCUUGUACAUGUCUGAGCUCUGCACAGAGAUGAAAAACCUGCGAUCUCUGGUCAGAGUGUGUGAAAUUCAAGCCACGCUGAGGGAACAGAGAAUUCUGUUCCUGAGGCAACAGAGCAAAGAGCUAGACAAGCUGAAGAACCAGAACUCAUACAUGGUUUGAGAAUCUGACCAGAGGGUGAAAACUAAAUGGACUAAAACAAUGAUAAAGAGAAAUAGACUCAGAUGACAUGCUGCUGCAGCCUGUUGUAUUCUGUCUGUCAGAGCGACAGACGAAAGCCCGGAGGAGCCAGACGACAAGCUGAAGUUCUUUGAUCUUGAACGUUUCUUUUCUUAAAUGUUUCCCAUGUCCACCAUGUGAAAGUCUCUCAUUACACAGAGAGAGCGACUGUUCACAAACUUGGACACUUUAAGCAGUGACCAAUGGAGGACCUUUUCAAACGGCACCUUUUUGGACAGUGAACCUUGGAUUGUGUGUUUUGUAUCGGGUUAACUUGUUUCUGGUGUGUUUUGAUGUGUAGUGGUGAGGAAAAGAUGACAGUUCAUUCUUUGAAAUGAAAUAAACCAUCUCAUAAGCUUGAGGGCGCUCAUCGGGGUGUUUUUGUGUGGUCUCAAAAGCACGUGUCAGUAAUGGAGCGCCAUGCAUUGAAAUGGCUGAAUUGAUAGUGAUUUUCCUAAUUUUAUGUCAUUGUCAUGAUAGGAUGUUAACAAAGGCCACUGGACAGACUGAUUUGAAAAUUUUCAUAUUUUGUCCCAAAGUGAGGGGAACAGCAUUACAGUUCCGGUUGUAUAGGGGGUGUGGCUAAUUAUGUCACACACCUUCCAAUCUUUCAGAGCCAUUAAAAAAAAGCCUACAUUGUUGGACCUAUAGGGGUGGCUGUUAUUACAUUUGAUUUGUAGUCUUGCUGGCCCAUUUCUUUAACCGCCCCUUUUUUUUUUUUUUCUUCUGUAGAAUUGAUAUUUUGUUUCCCCAAAUCCAAGUGGGAAAUAUUCCAUUCCACUGUGCAGUUUUCCAUGAAAUUACAUAUGAGUGAAGUGACUGGCUUUCACAGUCAUGAAACCUAAAUUAUUGUUGCACACGCUUGAUUGCGUGCUCUUGCUC